UCAUUGUUUUACCAAUUGACUGUUGUAUGUGAUCAAACAGUCAGGCAUCGCUAAGGCCAGCAAAAUAAUCACGGGGUCCACGGAAGAAGGACAUCGCAGAAAGUAAACAAAAAUCUGAGCUGCAGUCAUCGACUUUAGUUGAAUUUAUUCAUAAGAUGUGAUGGAUUGCGACGCGAUGGCAGAGGGAGAUGAACUGGAAAAGCGUGCGAUAGAGGAGCUCCUCAGAGAGACUGACCGGGCUCGGGUCAGAGCAGAGACCAUGGGCCCUGCAGGAUGGCUGAAGUGUCCCCUGCGGGGUACUAACAAGUACUUCCUCCUCAACACGCUGCGCUCCACCGGCCUGCAGCGGCGCACGGGAGAGCCCAGGACGGGACACACGGCCCCAAGAGGGCGCCUGACAAGCAAGUCCCCGGCCACAAGAGGGCGCCUGACAAGCAAGUCCCCGGACAGAAGCCGCGAUCGCAGCAGGACACCUCCCAGAGAUCACAGAAGUAGUGGAGCCCACACAGACCAUCAUCACAGGGACAGACGCAGCAACAAAAAUGAGAAGCACGAUCGAGACAACGAGGGGAGUUACAGACACAGAGACAGCAGAGACCGCAGACGUGGGGAAGUUGAACUGAACCCAGACAAAAACAGAGACAGACUUCUUGAAUAAAGACUUCUGCCCAGAGGAGGAACCACUCCCUGUCCAGGAGCGCAGAGCUGGACACUCCUGAGACCAUUCUUUGACCAGUCAACACACCACAGAGUGCUGGCGGCAGACUGACACACCUGUCCUGGUCACCUGGCACGUUAGGAGCCAGAAAAAGUAUUGAUUCAACUUUUUAUUUGUGCUGAUAAAAAAAAAAAGAAGAAGACUUUUUCUCCCACAGAGACAAGGUGGACGAUUGUCUUACAUAUUAGUUUAACUUAACAUACAUUGAUGGAUCCAGUAGCCACACUAAAGUCAUUUUAAUGGUCUUUUCCAUGAUUUUCCACCAAAUGUGGAGGGAUUAAGCUACACUAUGGCUUGAGAACACCCUGAAAGGUUUUCAGUAAACAUUUCGUGCUGCCCCCUCUCAUAUGACUAAUGGUUUGGUAUCAUGCUUGUUCACAGAGUUCAGGAGGCUUGAUUUCAAUUAUAAGCUCUUUGCCAUUCUUCGGUCAUUAUUCACUGGUCAUAAUGUUUAAAUAAGCCAUGCUGCUGUCGCCACUGGGUAAGCACAUUUUAUCGCGUGUCCAACAUUUUGACAUGUAUAUACUGGCAAUGAGAAACGGUUUUGUUUGUCAAAGGAGAAAAAAAGAUCUUGUUUUCCUGACACUCCUACAUGUCUCCGAGUCCUUAUACAUUGUCUACAGUGUACACUAGACUAAUAGUAAUUUAAUUAGACUUUAACAGAAAAAUAAGUAAUUGCAAAAAUAUUAAUGAUAAUACUGGCAAAUAAUAUACAGUGUUUCUACGUGUUUUAUCGGGGUUAUUAGAGGUUCAGGACAACAGAUGGACAUUUGCUCAAGCGUUGAAAGUGUUGUAAUGCUGUUUAUAUCUCUCCUAUCCAUUUGGCUUGUCUCCGUGUGUUUAAGCUUGCUCUCUUUUAUUGUUCCACACAUAGAGAUUUUUAUAAGCGUAGCAACUGUCAGUCUCUUGGGACAUGAUUCUGUUUUAGCAAAGUUAACCUACAUUACUCCUCGCUUAAACUCGUCUAAAAUGAGUUUAAUGCGCGCCAUGCUUCAUAAAUCACAGUGUCGUCUCCAGCUGAGAAUAGCGUGAGUUAACGGUUUCCUUCCUUUUUGAAACAUUGAUCAAAUAUAAACACCAUUAAGCCGCAGUACAGCAAGUGAUUUGUAUGGAAUUGGUUUGCUUGAACUUUAUUGCAUCGCUGAGUGCCGCAUUAAGAUACCGUGGAAAGUGCCGUAAUUGCUUUUGAAGAACUAAAGGCAGAUAGUCUGAUACACACUAUCAGGAUAAAAGCCCCACGGUCCUGUGCGAUUUACAUGAAAAAUCUGUAGGCCUGAAUUACACCUGGCUCACAGCAGAGGCUCAAAAUGAUGCAUAAAGGUGCUGGUGAAUGUGGAGACGAGCUCCUUACGCACGCCGGUUAAUUGACUUAGGCUGGUCACUCCAACCUAAUUGUUUGGAGUGACCAGCACGUCAUUGUUGUGUACUGUUGUUUAAUGGGGCGAAUAUAAACCCGCCAAAGGCUAAUGGCCAGCAAACAUGGCGAGAAUGCAGCGACCGCAGCAGAGUCUGUGUUUGCCAUCGCCAAGGUCCCCUCGCCCAGAUACCACGGGGCCCACACGCUAAAUGGUGUUAAAUGAUGCAUUUACAGAAUUAUAAUGGGUACAUUUAAAAAGUCAGAAAGGUACAUGCAAAUGAAAAAGGUUAUGGAAAUAGGUCUGGUGUUUGAGCUUUUCACCCGAGUUUCCAAGACAGCUGCUUGUCCAUCCAGGUCCCUUAUCUGGCAGGUCAACCAAUGUUUGCGCCCAUACAUAUCGAUUUAUCAGCCGCAGUGCGCAGACAAGAGGCAUAUAACUUGUCAAUAGUUACACUGUUUGAGAACAACCCUACAUAUCGUGAGAAACAUCUUUCUGUCGUGACCUCUUUAAUUCCAGGUGUGGAGUGUCCCACAGAUUCACCUGUGCGUCGGUCUGCUGCUGUUUUGGAGCAAACACAGCUGCAGGCCAUGUUGCCUAAAUGUUGAGAUAUUGACAGAGUGGCAUUGAUUUAUUCGUUGACCGCCUUUCUGUUCAGUUUACUGAAAAAAAACCCCACAAGCUGCAGAAUAUCCUGGAAACUAAGUGGCUAUAGGUCUGCCUUUUUGAGCAAACAGUGAAACCAAUGGGUUCCCUGCUGCAGAGUCACAUGAUGACAGAGUGACACACCUGUGUGCGCCGUAAGGGCCUGCAGUUGUGCCAGUUGCAGGCAGAGGAGUAGGUCCACACCGAGGCAGGGUACAGGUACGGUGCAUGUGCGCGCAAACAGCCUCGGGUCCUCUGUAGCCAUGAAUCGGGACGAUCAUUACUACGCCUCUCAGGUUUUUAAGGAUUCCUGUGUUUACCAGAGACCACAAGGUGAGGACUACAGCCACAGCCCGCCGCCCUGCCUCUACAUGAGCAGACAGGUUCAUUCCGUCUACACUCCGCCAUCCAUGGGAGCACUGGAGCAGACCAGCCUUCCUGAUAUUACCCCUACAUACAGUCUACCCAACGUGCGAGAACAUCCAGGUGUGCCUCAGCUCCACCACCCUCAGAGUCUCCAGCAGCAGCCUCUCGAGCCCGCUCCAGCUUGUGGCGUCAUUGGAGAACAGAGCAGAUGUCAUCUCCCCUUUCCUUGGAUGAAAACCACAAAAUCACACUCGCACACCUGGAAGGGACAGUGGGCAGGACCGUACGUGAUGGCCGAGACUGAGGAAAACAAGCGCACGAGGACGGCGUACACGCGCGCCCAGCUGCUGGAGCUAGAGAAAGAGUUCUUGUUCAACCGGUACAUCUCGAGGCCGCGCCGCGUGGAGCUGGCGCUGACCCUGAGCCUCACCGAGCGCCACAUCAAGAUCUGGUUCCAGAACCGGCGCAUGAAGUGGAAGAAGGAGGAGGACCGGAGGAAGGCGAGGGGGGCCGAGCCGGACCAGGACUCCUCCAUCACCUCUGGAGACCAAGGGGAACCGGCGGGAGGGGUCUCAUCCACAAAUGGACUUCACACUAGUACACCGCCUGUUUCCCCGUUACACGGCCACUGUCUCUCCGGCUCUGGGUCAAGAGAGCCCGCAUAGACCCGGAGAAAACAUUAUUCUCUGCACUGGGACCUUUAAGUUUUUUCUUCCUCAUAACCUACAGAAAUAGGCUACAAACCUGUGGGGUUAAGAACUAGGCUGAAAACAGUGGACAGAGUGAAACAGCCCCACUAAAGUUGGCAUUUUUAACUAAUGUCCUCCUUUUACAGAGACCUCACUGAGCUCCCUCAGGGAUUCCUUUACUAGAAACCCUGUCACAGUCAUUUUUGAUCUGAAGGGAUCUUUCUAGGUUCUACUUGCCCAUAUAUGCAUUGACAUUUUUGGGCACCAGAUGGCAUGCUGCCACAACCGAGCACGAAGGACCACCUGUACCUUUGUCCCCCCCUUUGUUAGAUGAAACAACAAGGAUUCAGUUGCACAUAUUUAAUCAAGCGAGAAGGCCUGUUAGUAUGACGUCAUGAUUAUGAAGGUAAAUAUACGUAAAAUCAGUAGUGGAAGGAGUACUGAGUUAUUUUACUUAGGUAUA
Molecule: messenger RNA, 4236 nt
Organism: Monopterus albus (swamp eel)
Lineage: Eukaryota; Metazoa; Chordata; Actinopteri; Synbranchiformes; Synbranchidae
Gene: pdx1
Product: pancreatic and duodenal homeobox 1
Exons: 4
Coding region: 2982-3749 (255 amino acids)
Biological process (GO): regulation of transcription by RNA polymerase II; type B pancreatic cell differentiation
Cellular component (GO): nucleus
Molecular function (GO): RNA polymerase II cis-regulatory region sequence-specific DNA binding; DNA-binding transcription factor activity, RNA polymerase II-specific
Source: RefSeq, a predicted model, not a curated record